AUGAAGUUUAUGGAGGAAGUUGUGGAGGAAAACGAAGUUAAGCCUUUGACUGCUGAGCAAUUGGAGCGAUUUGAGUCGGAGUCUGAGUCUGAGUCAGAUGACAGCCUAAACGACGAAGAAGAGGAUGGUGAUGAUGAUGACGAGGACGACGAGGACGACGACGAUGUGGACGAAGACGACGACGACGAUGAGGAUGAAGACGAGGACGAUGACGACGAUGUGCAGGAGGUCGUACAGUCCUCUGGAGGUCCUCCAGUUCAGUCGGUCGAUGACGAAGACGAUGAGGAUGAAGACGACGAAGAAGGUGAAGGAGGUGACGAUGAUGAUGACGGCGAGGGAGACGACGACGACGAUGACGACGAGGGCGAGGCUGAAGAGGAGGAUGAUAUAGGAACGGAGUACCUUGUCCGGCCAGUAGGGCGUGCAGAGGAUGAGGAAGAUGCGAGCGAUUUUGAGCCAGAAGAGAAUGGAGAAGAUGAAGAUGUGGACGAAGAAGAAGAUGAGGACGAUGAUGCGGGCGGGAAGGUGGAGGCUCCUCCAAAGAGAAAGAGAUCAUCAGACAAGGAUGAUUCAGAUGGUGAUGAUGGUGGAGAGGAUGAUGAGAGACCCUCCAAGAGAUAG
Messenger RNA from Prunus armeniaca (apricot), 621 nucleotides. NCBI's taxonomy places the organism in Eukaryota, Viridiplantae, Streptophyta, Magnoliopsida, Rosales, Rosaceae. The record is from the annotation of a GenBank genome assembly.